AUCGCACCCGUCAAAAUGACCGCUGACGCGAAACUUUGUGUUUCCUUGAUCUGCCUUUACUUCUUCAACGUCGGACCUGCACCGCUUAAAGUGAAUUACUCCAGCCCAUUCGCAAACGCCGUUUCGUUAGAAAUUUUGCCAAGCGGUGACGUACUCACAAAAUCUAUUGGAUCGAGUAUACUCUUGACAUGCAAACCGAGCGUCACGGAUGCCCAAUUGAUCAGCAAGAUUCAAUGGUUGGAUCCCCAGGGACGAGUCAUCGAACCUCUAACAUUAAGCGUCAGGCCGGUGGGAAGUGUUCAGGGCAACUCUAAGCCUAUGAUGUACACGGAAAUGCAUCAGGGUAACGGACUAGCGCUCUUCUUCAAUUCGCUUCAAGAAGAUCAGGCUGGAACAUACUCGUGCUCAGCGAUGUACGCCAACACCGAGCCUCUGACCAAGAACGUCACGAUUGAAACAAUCAUCGCGAUAACCUGGGACGACGCUCCGCCCAAUCAAUAUCCAAUUCUCGGUGAGGACUUCCCGAUAAAAUGCAAAGUACGAGCCAGGCCGUCACCUUCGGUCGAUUGGCUUUACAACGGCGAAUUGAUAACGACCAACGAUCAUUACGUCAUCGAAACUCAUUCGUUGAAGAUAAAGAACGUUCAAGAAUCCGACGACGGUAUUUACACCUGCAGAGCAUCCGUGAUGACGACCGGUCAACUCGAAGAACGAGCGAUACGAGUCGAGGUUCACGUGAGGCCGGUUAUAGAGGGACUUGAAUCAGGGGUUGAAAUAAUCGAGGGAGAAAACGCGAACAUCGUCUGCAAAGCGACCGGUAAACCACCACCGAAAUUCACGUGGGUCAAGUCACUGGAGCAGCGAAACUUGGCGAGUGCCGAUAGGUUCAGCGUCGACGAGGACACGGGAAUCUUGACGAUAACGAACGCCAAUAGAGACGACGCUGGGGAAUAUCAGUGCACAGCGACUAACGCCGCUGGUACGGCGAGCGAUGUUAUUUUGGUAGCUGUAGUCGUUAAACCGAAAAUAAUGGAAUUCAGAAACUCUACAUCCGUGGUGGAAAAGAGCGCCACUCUGACUUGCAUGGCUUACGGAAGACCCCCGCCAAUUGUUACGUUCAGAAAACACACGUCGGACACUCCUUACGUAAUCGCUGUACAACCGAACGACGACAGAAUCACACUUGCGAAUGACAGAAACGAUCCGUCCGGGGAAACUACCGCGGUGUUGACUAUAGAAAAUUUACUGAGAUCCGACGACGGACUCUACGAAUGUAUCGCUCAGAACAAGGGAGGCGAAGCUUUUAAAACUGGACAUUUGACGGUAGAAUUUCCGCCUAGUUUUGCUACAAUGAAAAACUUGACCAUUUGGUCGUGGGAUCAGAGACCGGUUAACCUGACCUGCAUCGCCGAGAGUAUACCGAACGCUACCAUACGGUGGCAACACAAUGGAUUCGAAAUCGACAAUGAUCCACAAAUCACGAAAAUUGGUAACGGACCAAUUUCAACUCUUACCGUUUUACCAUUGGACAAAAGGUACUAUUCAAACUACAAGUGCAUCGCUUCGAAUAUUCACGGUACACGGGAUUACCACAUCAUACUCAGAGAAGCUUACAAACCGAGGGAGUUGUCGAAGGCUCGUAUUGCCGCGAUCACUGCGACCAGUGUUACCUUUGAUCUUGAACCACCAGUCGUUCAACCAGGGCUUCCGGUUAGGACGAUCACCGUGCAGUACAGACAAACCGAUCAUACUUGGGCCACUGCCAAGAACAAAACAUGGGCAAUAGACUCGCCCUACAUUCUGGAGGGUCUUACACCCGAGACGAUCUACGAUUUUCGGUUUAGCGCGCGUAACGAUGUCGGCGAUGGUAACUGGGGUAAUAAUCUCCACGAGUCAACGCCUAGAAGAUCUUUCCCUAACGAGCCAAAAAUUUUAUCGAAACUCAGCCCUGGAUCCGACUACGAAGUAUCUCAGUACAGUAAUCAGUUCGAACUGAGGUGGUUGAUACCGGUUGACAAUGGCGAACCAAUCGAUUUGUACCAAAUCAAAUACUGCCCGAUAAGCAGGGUUCGCGGUACAUGGCAGGCGGAGUCGGGUAGCUGUAUAGUCGAGGAAGUGAGGAGCCAGAUCAGGUCGAAUUAUUGGCUGAAAAAUCUGAAGGCCGACACAUUUUACAGGGUCGAAGUCAGGGCGCACAACGCCAUCGAAUACGGUCCCCCCGGAACGGCUCAAUUCAAGACAGCUAGAGAAUCAGAUGCGACACCAGACUACUCGAUAAUAUCCGGCGGAGAUUCUACCAAGCUCGCGAUGUGCGCCUUAACGUUCGCCCUAACGUUAACUCUAUCUCUGGUUUUGUAAAAAGAACAAGACAAAAAAAAAAAGAAAAAACAAAUGAAAACGAAUCUUAACGCAGGCUGUAGAGAUUUCUCUUUUCCACCGAUAUGCAUUUUUUCUAAGUCCUCCCUCCCCCGGCACGGUGUAAUACAAAUUGUUGUUCGUUUAAAGUCUUUGUGAAUUUAUACCUUUUCCAAAAUUACAUGAACAGAAAUGAUUUGCCGGUCGCUAGGUGUCUCCAGGAUGAUAAAUGUAUAUUUUCACGGCAAAGGAACGUGAAAUACCAAUUGAAUGAUUUCUCAAUUGGAGUAAUUAGAGUCAGGAACAAGCAAUGAUACACAUAUAAUACACCUGCUGACACCUAGCGUCACAGUAUUCUGCGAAGCAAAGCUAAGUAAGACUUAAUCGGUCUUUCGAUUUGCCCUGAAUGAAAAGAAGGAAGGUUGAAUGUCGAUAUGCAGAGAUAUUAAAGAAAAAUCAAAAGGAAGAGAAAACAACAUCUCAUACAAAAAUACAAAACUUAAACGAAACAUAUAGAUUAGAUUUGAGGGUCAUGAGAAUAAGAGGGUGCAUUAAUAAUUAUUAACUUAGGAUGUUGUAGGGCGGAAACAUACAUUCCGGAGUCAUCGUCAAGUAAUUAUUAAUAUUAAUAAAGCGUUAAGAUAUUUAUUGUUGAAUGCUGAUCAUUUUUUUCCUUGGUUCUUUUUUUUCUUUAUUUCCUUGGGGGAGUAAAAACGUGCUGGUACGUUUACGUCACAUACCAAUCUCAUUGUCAUGUAAAUGAAAAUAAAAUCAUUGGAUCGCGUUUUACGUUAAAUUUUUCAAAAGUAAAUUCAAAGAUUUCUGAAAAUUUAUCGCUAUUCAAAACUAUGCAGGGGAUCGAUAUCAACGUUAGGUUCUUUUUAGUUUAUUUUUUUUUCCCUCAUGGUUAAUUUUUGAUUUUUCAAUUAUUUUGAUUUUUUUGAUUUUUUGUUUUUCUCCUGUGAGUUGAUUGCGAUAUAAAUUACACGUGUCGGUAACUUUGCGUGCUAUCAAAGAGAAGUUCUUCAAGCGGCGUGUUACCAGGUGAUUCCAUGACGACGUUCGUUGGUUGAUCGCAAAGUUUCACCUGGUGCCACGACGAAAAGAACUGAUCAGUUGAGGUUUUUAUGUAUUCGAAGUAUUGGGCAACUUUAUACAUAAAUUCCCAGUUGCUUUUGCGCGUCUAUACUUGAUAGUAUUAUACUCUAUAAUAAUUUGGUGCGUAUAUACUUUUAACUUUUAAUUAUAUGAAAACAAAGUUAAUAACUGCCUUAAGAUUGCCAAAUGCCUAUCGUAUAAAUUGGCUGUACAUGCAUAUAUGAUAAAUUGUAUUGAAAGUAUACUUAUAAUAGAAAUUUAUACUAAAGGAAUCAUAUAAAUUAUAUGACGUAUUAUUAUUAUUUCUCUCGUUAGACUCAAUUUCUUUUCGUCAUCUGAAUUGUGUAUCGCGAAUCUCAGAGUCGAUUAUACUGUUGAACAUUCUUUUCGUUAUCUUUUUUUUUCACGAUAAUAAUAAUUAUUAAUAUUAUUUCCCUCUCAAUUUAUUCUCAUACCAACUGAUUGUUGAAAGAGAUAUUUUUAGAUGAUCAUACUCAUAAAAAUUUUGCGGUUGUAUUGAAAAGAAAAAAAAAAAAGAAAAAAAAUACAGAAAGUAUUUGAAAUAAUUGAAAAUUUGUUUUGCAAUGAACUUUCAUUAUUCGGUGUUGCAUGAUCUGUAUUAGAGAUAAAUAGAUAUGUAUAUAAAUGCACACAUACAGUAAGGAAAACUCAUAACUCAACUUGGUAUGCUUUCAGAAUGGCAUAUAUGUAUUUUUUUUUCUUUUUUUUUUUUAAAUACAAAAUCCGUUUUUAUCAAAUCAAACAAUGAUGAAAAAAAUGCUGUAUCAAAUGGGACAUUACUUAUUUUUUUUUUACUUUCAUUGCAAAAAUUACUAAAAUUUAUCUUCUUAUCAUAUCAUGUAUGUAUGUAUGAACGUAUGUAUAAGGCUAUCGUCUGUGCGAUUUGAUAUGUUUGAACCAAAGAAUCGCUUGAUUUUCGUUAUUAAUUUUUGUGUCUUAUUCCUUUUUUUGCACUCGAACGUCACAAUUGACGUCCGAUUCUAUUAUUCCCGUAAACGAAGUAUCAUACAAUAGUUGAAUAAAUGUUAAAUAUCUAGAGUAUCAGAAUGAAAGAUUGAAAAAGGCAGAGAGGAACAAACGUCAUAAAUAACUGUGCAAAAGGUUUAUACACCUAAUCUAGUACAGACGAGAGCCAUUAUCCGUUAUAUAAUUAUUGUAGUUGGGCUCAUUUCAAAUUAAUAUGUUCAUGGGAAACUUUUUCAAUCAAUAGUUUCGCUUGACUAGAUUAAAAUUUGUGUUUAGUGCGCAUGAUCUGUGAAAUAUCAUUAUCAUUACUGUUAUAAUUGCGAUUAUUAUUACUAUGGUUAAUAUUAUAUUUUUCAUUGUCAUCAUAAUUAAUAUCAUUGCUACUGAAUUACUAUUAUUUUACACAAACGUUACACGGCAAUCUCAUCUGCAAUCUUGACUUAUACAAUGGGUGUUUUUGCUAUGAUUUAAUUUUUUUUCUGCUAGUAUCUUUAGAAUAGUUCAAAAAUUAAAAGUCUAGAUUAUCAUGAUCAUCGGUGUAAUGUUAUUAUACGACUUAUAUUAUCAUAGUUAUCGUUGUUAUUACUAUUAUAAUUAUUCUUAUUUUUAUUCUUAUUGAAAUAUUAUUACUUAUUGUCAUUAUUUUUAUGAACAUUAGUAUACCAUUGAUACAAUUGUUAGUGCUAAAAAAAAUAGUAGUUAUAUAAUGCUUUGAUCAUAUUGUUAUAAUUAUUAUUACUAUUGUCAUCAUUAUUAUUAUUAUUAUAAUUGUUGAUGGUAUAAUUUAUAUAGUGGUGUGCGAAUUUUGAUAAGGUAAAUCGAACUUAUAACAUAAUAUAGAGCAUGGCACGGUUCUUUAUUUUUGAUUUACAUUUUUUUUUAAUUUUUUUGUCUCCAUACAUGUAUGAUUGUUUUUCAAAAAGCCACUCUAUAGAUAUAUACAUACCUAUGUAUGUACCCUGAACAUAGAUAAGAAAAAAGAAUCACAGUCAGUUUUGAAAUUUGUGAAUCAUUGGUGGAUCGUGUUUAUCAUUAUAGUAGUUCCAUUAAUGAUUAUUGUUAUUUUAUAUUCGUCCGGCAAAUUUACUUGGGAGUAUGUUUUUUCGAUUCUGAUCUUUUUUCUUUUCCAUCCGUAUAUCAAGUCCGAUAAAAUCUACGGAGAUUAAGUUUUGAUUGAAGAGUCGAAGUUCUUUAGUUAAUUUUUGUUUCUCUUUUUAACUCUUUGCACAUACGUAUACUUAGUUUUUAUUAUAGAAAAUAUGCGUACCUACGUAUACAUAUUAUAUAUAUAUACAUAUAAAAUUUGGAAAUAACGAGGUGCAAUUCAAUUUGUUUGCUCUUGCCCUUAAGUAUGGCAUUGUGUAAUAUAUAUAUAUAUAUAUAAGUAUAUAAUAUAUAUGCUAGAGUAUGUGAAACAUACCACUGUAUGGCGUACGUAUACAAUUACAUGCAUAAAAUAAUUCGACGACAAUAAACGAUGAUUGAGUAUAAAUUAAAAGUUAUACCUAGAUAUAUUAGCGGUAGGAAUGAAAAAGAGUAAACAGAAAGAAAUGGAAAAAUAAAGAAAAUUCUAAUGAUUUGAACCGUUGAAUUUUCCGAAUCCGCGACUGAGAAUAAAAGCAGAGGAUCUUAGAUGCAACGAAUAAUAUAUCAUUAUAUGCUCAAUGCAGUUUAUUUAAAAAGCAACAAUUAUAGUAAAAAAACAAAGGAAACAACACAAUUCGGUGACAACAAUUUUAGCCCGAUUUGAAGUAUAAAUUCCAUCAGGCUACUAUUGAAGACCUGCAUACAAACACAUAUAUACACGCACGUACGUGCAACACGUAAAAGAAAAAACACUCUUAUUUAUGAAGGUAAAUAGUUUCUUGUGGAAUAUAUUGUAAAUAUAUGAAAAUAUAUAAGUAUCCAGUGAAA
Molecule: messenger RNA, 6354 nt
Organism: Athalia rosae (coleseed sawfly)
Lineage: Eukaryota; Metazoa; Arthropoda; Insecta; Hymenoptera; Athaliidae
Gene: Fas2
Product: fasciclin-2
Exons: 7
Coding region: 16-2358 (780 amino acids)
Biological process (GO): axon guidance; dendrite self-avoidance; homophilic cell-cell adhesion
Cellular component (GO): plasma membrane; axon
Molecular function (GO): cell-cell adhesion mediator activity
Source: RefSeq, a predicted model, not a curated record